Molecule: messenger RNA, 462 nt
Organism: Ilex paraguariensis (yerba mate)
Lineage: Eukaryota; Viridiplantae; Streptophyta; Magnoliopsida; Aquifoliales; Aquifoliaceae
Source: the annotation of a GenBank genome assembly
AUGAAUUCCAGCCAUAUUAUCUUCGACCCAUCGUGGCAAGGUAGCAUGGUGUUCCUCGGAGAUGGUGGUAACGUUUUUCGAGGAGGAAGAUCAGUGAUGAAUAUGGAGGAAACCUCAAAGAGGAGACCUUUUUUCAGCUCGCCGGACGAACUGUUUGACGAAGAAUAUUACGAUGAACAGUUGCCGGAAAAGAAGCGUCGUCUAACUCAUGAGCAGUUCACCAUGAAGGUCGAGGAUCGGCUUAGCAUGGACAGCGGAGAAAGCGCAGUGGUGGACGAGAAUGGUCCACAGCUUGUGGACGGUUGUGAUUCAUACCUCCCUAGUGAAUACUACCCUGGAUGUGUUGCAACACCACUUGAAGGGAUCCAAUCAGAAGACGAUGAUGGUAGUGAUGAUGGCCGGAGUUACUUCUCCAAUGCAUUUGUUGCAACGGAAGAGCAACACCGUGGGNGGAGAAAAUAA